This is a messenger RNA of Dibothriocephalus latus, 438 nucleotides long. The record is from the annotation of a GenBank genome assembly. NCBI's taxonomy places the organism in Eukaryota, Metazoa, Platyhelminthes, Cestoda, Diphyllobothriidea, Diphyllobothriidae.
CUGUUUUUUCAGUUUUUUGACGAUCCUUCGUCAGUUCCUUCCGAAGAAGAUUAUAACCUUCUUCGCUUCUACGAUUCGUGCACUCGAUACGCCAAAACCAUCCGCAAGAACGCAACUCUUCUCUCUGAAUGGUAUGCCUUCAAGCAUGGUCCUGAAAUGAAGGAGGUUCUGGCUGAAGUGGUGGCUGACAACAAUCUCCAGAAUAUGAAUAUUACCCUUGACGACCUGGAGGAUUUUUAUAAAAUGUCGUCACACGAAACUGCUGUUCAGCAAGCCGAUGAGGAAAUUAGCGGAUGGUUGAAACUGUUUCGACCGGAACACUUGUACGUGCUGGAAUAUCUCCACGACAUGAAGGUUGGUUUGGUUUUUCGUAGUCUGAAUCUUAAAGCGCGCUAUCUGCAGAAAACACCCUUCCCUUUCCAGAGUUGUAGUACGUAG